GUGGCAGCCGCGGUCCGGGGCUGACAUGGAGCUGCCGCAGAUGCCCGACCUCAUGGGCUUGUCCCUUCUGGUGGGGCUGCUGGCCCUGAUGGCCACGGCGGCCGUCGCGCGGGGAUGGCUGCGGGCGGAGGGGGAGGAGAAGAGCAGCCAGCCCGUCCGCCAAAAUACAAAUGAAUCCAAGAAGUCAGGAUCCAAGAAGCAGAAACAGAAUCAGCGGAUUCGGAAGGAGAAACCUCAACAACAUAACUUCACCCACCGCCUCCUGGCUGCAGCCUUGAAGAGCCACAGUGGGAACAUUUCUUGCAUGGACUUUAGUUGCAAUGGGAAGUAUCUGGCUACCUGUGCCGAUGACCGCACAGUCCGCAUCUGGAGCACCAAGGACUUUCUGCAGAAGGAGCACCGCAGCAUGAGAGCCAAUGUGGAGCUGGACCAUGCCACCUUGGUGCGCUUCAGCCCUGACUGCAGAGCCUUCAUCGUUUGGCUGGCCAAUGGGGACACCCUCCGUGUCUUUAAGAUGACCAAGCGAGAAGAUGGGGGCUUCACUUUCACAGCUACACCAGAGGACUUCCCUAAAAAGCACAAGGCACCUGUCAUCAACAUUGGCAUUGCUGACACAGGGAAGUUCAUCAUGACAGCCUCCAGUGACACGACUAUUCUCAUCUGGAAUCUGAAAGGUCAGGUGCUGUCUACCAUAAACACCAACCAGAUGAACAACACCUAUGCCACAAUAUCUCCAUGCAGCAGGUUUGUGGGCUCAUGUGGCUUCACUCCAGAUGUGAAGAUAUGGGAGGUGUGCUUUGGGAAGAAGGGAGAGUUCCAGGAGGUAACACGAGCCUUUGAGCUGAAGGGACACUCUGCAGCUGUCCACUCCUUUGCCUUCUCCAAUGACUCCAGGAGGAUGGCCUCUGUCUCCAAGGACGGCACGUGGAAACUAUGGGACACAGAUGUGGAAUAUAAGAAGCAGCAGGACCCCUAUUUACUGAGGACUGGCCGCUUUGAAGAGGCCAGCACCAUGCCUUGCCGUCUGGCACUCUCCCCUGACACCCACGUCCUAGCCUUGGCCAGUGGCACCAGUAUUCAUCUCUUCAACACCCGGCGGGGGGAGAAAGAGGAGUGCUUUGAGCAUGUCCAUGGAGAGUAUAUCACGGACUUGUCUUUUGACAUUACUGGCCGCCUUCUGGCCUCCUGUGGGGACCGGGCUGUGCGGCUCUUCCACAACACUCCUGGCCACCGGGCAGUCGUGGAGGAGAUGCAGGGCCUCCUGAAGCGGGCUUCCAGUGAGAGCACACGCCAGCGGCUACAGCAGCAGCUGACCCAGGCUCAGGAGGCACUGAAGAGCCUGGGAGCCCUGAAGAAGUGACUGUGGCUUAGAAAGGGGUUUGGUUGCCCAUGCCCAUUGCUGCCACUCUUCCUCCCAGGUGCCCUCAGGGUUUCUUCUUGAUGGUCCCUUUUUUGUCCUCAUUGAAAAUAUUCCUGCCUACAUAGUUAUCUUCCCCUUUUUCUUCUUGUUUUGGCUUCUCCCCGACUGAAAAGGUAAGGAGCCGUUUUCUCAUAGGUCCAGUGGGUGGACUCUGUCCUUGUCCAGCAAUCACAGGAGGGUAGAGAGGAGACAGAGAGAGCGCGUGUGUGCGCAAAGUCUCUUGAUGGUAUGGUGGCUUACUGUAAUACCUAAAGAAGGUUGUAAAUGCAGAAGCAAAGCCUUGGGGACAUCUGAGAACACAGGGUUGUUGUACUAGAGGGCAGGACUGUGCUGCAUCUGCGCCGUGGGGGCAGCGUGAGUCUUCAUCUAGGGUUGAGCAUAAUGGGCAGCAAGUUGGGAAGUUCAAGGCUAUCCUGGGUUGCGUGGUGAGUUCUAGGUUAGUUUAGUCUCCACAUGGAAGCCUUCUCUCAAUUUAAGUAAGGGAUUUCAGCCUGGACUUCAUUUUUCUUCUUUUUAUGUGUUCAUAUGUGUACAUGGGU
Molecule: messenger RNA, 1959 nt
Organism: Jaculus jaculus (lesser Egyptian jerboa)
Lineage: Eukaryota; Metazoa; Chordata; Mammalia; Rodentia; Dipodidae
Gene: Tbl2
Product: transducin beta like 2
Exons: 7
Coding region: 26-1360 (444 amino acids)
Biological process (GO): endoplasmic reticulum unfolded protein response
Cellular component (GO): endoplasmic reticulum
Molecular function (GO): protein binding
Source: RefSeq, a predicted model, not a curated record